Molecule: messenger RNA, 3505 nt
Organism: Syngnathus acus (greater pipefish)
Lineage: Eukaryota; Metazoa; Chordata; Actinopteri; Syngnathiformes; Syngnathidae
Gene: sonb
Product: protein SON
Exons: 21
Coding region: 199-2886 (895 amino acids)
Biological process (GO): regulation of mRNA splicing, via spliceosome; regulation of cell cycle
Molecular function (GO): RNA binding
Source: RefSeq, a predicted model, not a curated record
GCCGGAUGUCUAGCUGCACACUUUAAAAAUGGCAGCCAACCUAGAGCAAAUUUUUCAAGAUUUUAUUUUAAAUAAAAUAAAAGAAAUUGAAGACCAGAAUGUCGACAAAACUGUGGUCCUCUCGUAAAGCAAUCAAAUGUUUACAUUUUACUACGUUGUCUUGACAGUACUCCUCAAACUGUGGUUGCGUCCAGUGUAAUGACUUCAGAGGAUAAUAGAGAUAAAAAUAGUGAUGGCAAGAGUUUACAUAAGAAACAUAAGAAGCACAAAACACAUAAAAGUAAGAAGAAGAAGCGGAAACGAGAGAAGGAGGCAAAAGAGAGCACUUCUGAAUGCGGGGAAGUCUUGGACACUCAUUGCAGAAAAGGAUCCCCAAUAGAAAAUGAACAGCCAUGUGAUCAUGCCAGUAGCUCGAGAAGUCAUAAGCACAAAUCAGGAAAGAAAAAGAAGAAGAAGAAGAAGAAGAAGAAGAGGCAUAAGGAUGAGAAACAAAUAAAUUCAUCUACUUCUGACACAAAAGAAAAAAAGAGAAAAUGUGCUCAAAGCUAUUUGCCAAGGCCAUGUGAUGAGUUGCCUGAUAUCAUCCCAAAACAGGACAGCUCCACUGGAGAAAAAACAGACGAGGGAAAAAGGAGGCGCUCCCAUUCACAUUCCAACGGUUCACAUUCCAACUCGGAGGGAUGGAGUUCUCGACCUGGCAAACGAAAAGCCAGAUCUCGCUCACGGUCUAGUUCAGGGGGCCACCGCGCCUCAUCCAGAUCCUUAGACAACAGGGAUGGUUUGGAUGCAUCUACAGAGUCCAAACAAGAUGCUGCAAAAGGCAUCCGAUUGCCGUCUCCAAUUCCUAAAAGAAGAGACACAGAAGAACUGCAAACAGACAAGCCAGCCGAGAUCGCAACGGAAACCAUCAGAGACAAUUCAGUUUCAGGUUGUGCUGCACCUCCAUCCGUGCCAAAUCAGUCUAGUCGGACUCAUCAGACAGGUGAGCCUGUCCAGCCACAGCUAAAGGCAUCAGAACACAUCUCGGCCAGUGCGAGGAAAUCCCCUGCAAAAAAAAGACGUAAGCCAUCCAAGUCCCCAUCAAGGGGCAAAGAAGAGAAGUCAGCUAAGAGGCAGAAGGGGUCUCGGUCACCUUGUAGGACUCACAGGACGAGGACGAGGACGAGGUCCAGAUCCAGGAGUUCUUCAAGGAGAAGGCGAUCGCGGUCGAGGUCCAGAAACCGGAGGUCACGGAGGUCACGCUCUGCAUCACGAGAAGAGAGGAGGCGAACGAUUUACAGCCAGCGAGACCGCUGGAAACGAGAGCCAAGCACCUCGCCUGAGCUCAUCCUGCGCAGAAAAAGAUCCCCUACAUGGAAACAUGGAGCUCAACUUGACAGCUCUCAACGGAUCAGUGAAAUAGGCAAAGAGCAACUGCUAGAAAUUGCCAAGGCCAAUGCAGCCGCUAUGUGCGCCAAAGUGGGUAUGUCCAUCCCCGCCAGCCUGAAAAGCUCCAUGCUGCCGUUGUCGUUUCCAAGCAUGGCCAUGAAUGCUGCUAUGACGGCAGCCACCAUGACAGCUGCCUUGUCCAACAUCAACACCUUGUCCGCGUUGUUGCCACUGCCCACCAUAACCAACAAACCUCCUGGUGCAAACCUCAACAGCUCCAUAACUGCUGCAUUGGAGGAAGUUAAAAAGAAAGUAGCCAAGCAGGCAAACAGCAUCAGCAUUAAGGAGUUCACAGAUAAGUGCAAGAUGAUUGUGGAAAGCAAAGGUGAAUUGCCAGUGGCGGUGCCUCUUGUGCCAAUCGAGGAGGACGACGGGAAACCAUUUGGGGGAUUGGUUCUGCGUGAACAUAAGGCCAUCAGCUUCAACAUCAGUAACACGACAGUACGACCCACUGCCCGAAGUGAUGCAGGCAUGGCAAAAGAGUUUCCAGUGUCUUCAGGAUCUCAACACCGUAAAAAGGAAAGUAAGACAUUGGACGCCUAUGGAGAUUGGGUUCCAGUAGAAAAAGCGUCAGAUGAGGCAAAGACCAACAUUCCCAAGACGCCAGUCAGCUCUUCAUCAGUUACCAGUGAGACUUCGACAGCCGCAGAGUUGACGGGGACGGAUGAGGCAUCGGCGGCAGAUGACGAUAGCGUGUUUCCUGGUCCCCCACCGCAGCCUGUCGACAUCUCUCAGGCUGUGAGUGAGAGGAUCAAGGCUCAGAGGCGAUUGGCCGAGAACCCAUAUGACGUUAACGCCAUUUGCAUGCUUAGCCGGGCCCAAGAGCAGGUGGAUGCGUGGGCCCAGUCCAACACCGUUCCUGGUCUUUUCACGGGCUCUACAGGAGCCCAGGUCCUCUCCUCAGAGGAGCUGUCCAACAGCGGCCCACAGGCUUGGCUGAAGAAGGACCAGUUCCUCAGGGCAGCACCAGUAUCAGGCGGCGUUGGAGAAUUUUUGAUGAGGAAGAUGGGCUGGAGGGUAGGAGAGGGCCUCGGGAGGAACCGUGAAGGCACUGUGGAACCGAUUGUCAUUGACUUCAAGGUGGACCGCAAAGGAUUGGUUGCUGAAGGAGAGAAGUUACAGAAACCAACAGGGGGACUGGUGGUAACCAAGGACCUGAUGGGCAAGCACCCAGUAUCUGCACUUAUUGAAUUGUGCACUAAGAAACGGAUGACGCAGCCUGACUUUGUUAUGGUUCACCACAGCGGGCCGGAUCAUCGGAAAAAUUUCCUCUUCAAGGUCACGGUGAAUGGUGCCGACUAUCAGCCGCAAACAGCCAGUCCCAACAAGAAACAUGCCAAGGCCAUGGCAGCAACAGUGGCACUGCAGGCUCUUGGAGAGGUUCCUGUUGAUGGACCUGGACUCUAUAGUGGGCCUGUCUUCACGGCCUCUUCCACUGGGCCUCUGUUCUCCACGUAGACGUCGAGCAGUCACCCGGUUAUGUGACCGUUGUUGUUGUCUCAUCAUUUUCAAUCUGCUUCUGUCAUUAUACAGCACUGUGCAAACAUCUUAGGCCACUAUGAGAUUUGUUGUUCCAGCAAUGCUAAAAAGAUCAUGUAUAACUCGACGGUCUGUACUUCCUGAGUCAUGGGGAAUAAUGAACAGACAGACAAGAGGUGUCGUCGUGAUUUUGGAGUGGUGGAUGGUUCCAUUGCAAGAAUGAGUCAAAAUGAUUAGGGUUACCACCCUCAUCCAUAUUCUUGGCAAAAUGAAAUUGUUUCUUGUUUCUCAGGCCACAAAUAAAUCAUUUUGGAUUUUAUUUCAAUUCUGUUAACCCUAUAUCUUCCAAUUUUCACGCUUAAGAAGUCAAAUGACUGCUGUGGAAAAAAAAGAAGCAAAAGUAGUGGUGGCCUUUUGCACGGUGCUGCAUAUUGACAACAUGAAUUUGAACUUGGCAAAGAUUUUAAAAUGAAACACCAACAAGAAUUGUGAAAUAGUCUCAGUCAAUAACUAUGUUGUGCAGUUGUAGUACAGACAACAGAUUGUGACGCAAACUCAUGCACCAUGUAUUGAAAAUAAAAGUUAUUUAUGUCACGUA